Seriola aureovittata is the source of this 5829-nucleotide messenger RNA. RefSeq names its product cadherin-6-like. Lineage: Eukaryota; Metazoa; Chordata; Actinopteri; Carangiformes; Carangidae. Gene Ontology annotation, cellular component: adherens junction; plasma membrane; catenin complex. Gene Ontology annotation, biological process: multicellular organism development; homophilic cell-cell adhesion; cell-cell junction assembly. The transcript is spliced from 12 exons. Gene Ontology annotation, molecular function: cadherin binding; calcium ion binding. The record is from RefSeq and is a predicted model, not a curated record. Bases 355 to 2748 code for a protein of 797 amino acids.
UGGGAGGGUUGAGUCCCCUCAGCCUCUCAGCCUCCCUGACAUCCACAGCGAGAAGUGAUGCAGCGCGACUGAGACGCGCAGUUGAGGUGGAACACAACGGGCAACAAAAAAAAAUCUGCAGUGAACGGAUACACUUGGCUCCGGCGUGCGCCUUUCACAAACCCCCGGGAAAAAUUUCCUCCCAGAAUAAACUUCAUUAUCAGGUGCUGGUUGCCACCCUAUGUGAGUCUGGGGAGCCGUUCCUGCUUCAGUAGAUUACAGCAUGAGGACUGAUCCGAUACUCUGACCAAAGACCACUGGACACAGACCACUGAGGGGGGGGGGUGGAAGACAGAAGGCUGUGGUGGUGUGGCCAUGGAUAGAAGGAAAGUUUGCGUAUUGAUGGUGCUGUGGGCCAUGGCCCACCUCGGCUCCCCAGGGUACGGGCUCAGGGCCCUGCGAAGGACUACAGGGGUGAGGAGGGGGUCCGCAGGACUGUCAGGGGAGGACGCCAACGGAGUGCCACUCAGGCGCUCCAAACGAGGUUGGAUGUGGAACCAGUUCUUUUUGUUGGAGGAGUACACCGGGAAAGAUCUGCAGUAUGUCGGAAAGCUUCAUUCAGAUUCAGACCGAGGAGAUGGAAGUGUGAGGUACGUCCUCAACGGGGACGGGGCGGGGACCAUCUUCAAGAUAGACGAGAAGUCGGGGGACAUCCAUGCCACCAAGAGGCUGGACAGGGAGGAGAAGGCCUACUACAUCCUUCACGCCAAAGCCGUCAAUCGCUUCACCAACGAGGCGCUGGAGGGCGAGUCCGAGUUCAUCAUCAAGAUCCACGACAUCAACGACAAUGAGCCGCGAUUCACCAAGGACCCGUACAUGGCCCGAGUCCCUGAAAUGUCCGACAUCGGCACCUCUGUAAUUCAGGUGACAGCCACAGACGCAGACGACGCCACGUACGGGAACAGCGCCAGGGUGGUGUACAGCAUCCUGGAGGGCCAGCCGUACUUCUCCGUGGACCCAGAAACCGGCCUGAUCAAGACGGCCCUGCCUGGCAUGGACAGAGAAGUCAAGGAAAAAUACCAGGUUGUGAUCCAGGCGAAAGACAUGGCCGGACAGAUGGGCGGCCUCUCAGGAACCACUACGGUCAGCAUCACCCUCUCCGAUGUGAACGACAACCCGCCGCGCUUCAACAAGACCCUCUACGAGUUCAGAGUGUCGGAGUCCACCGAGCUCGGGGGCUCGAUGGGAGUGAUUCAAGCCAUGGACGCCGACAUUGGUGAGAACGCGGAAAUGGACUACAGGAUCAUCGGGAGCGACGGGCCCGGCAUGUUUGAUAUCGUCACCAAUAGGAGCACGCAGGCGGGCAUCGUCGUGCUGAGGAAGCCUCUGGACUUUGAGAGGAAGCGCCAGUACAGUCUCCGCGUUCAGGUGGAGAACGUCCACAUCAACCCUCGCUUCUUCUCAAUGGGCCCGUUCAGGGACGAGGCCACCAUCAAGAUCAUCGUGGAGGACAUGGACGAGCCGCCGGUGUUCGAGCGCGCCAGCUACGUGAUGGAGGUCAAAGAGGACGCAGCCAGGAACACCGUCAUCGGCUCCGUCAGCGCGACGGAUCCUGACGACAAAAAAAGUCUCAUCAGGUACACUAUUGAUCGGCGCACAGACAUGGACAGAGUGUUCAACGUCCAUGCAGGCAACGGGUCAGUGUUCAUCCUCAGGGAGCUUGACAGAGAAGAGAACGCCUGGCACAACAUCUCCGUCAUCGCCACAGAGUUCAACAACCCGCGACUGUUCAGCCGCGUGCCUGUUUACAUCAGAGUGCUGGACGUCAAUGACAACGCUCCAACAUUUGCCACCAAUUACGAGACGUUUGUAUGUGAGAACGCAAAGGCUAAUCAGAGGAUACAAACUGUGAGUGCCACAGAUCCUGAUGAUCCAAUCGAAGGACACCGCUUCCUCUUCCAUCUUGCACAGGAGGCUGCUGGGAAGGCUAACUUCUCUGUCCGCGAUAACAAAGACAACACAGCCUGGAUCCUAACACGGAGGAACAGCUACAACAGUCUGCAGAAGAGCAUCUACCACGUGCCCGUGGUCAUCUCCGACGGAGCAUUCCCGCAGCAAAGCAGCACCAACACGCUGACCAUCAGGGUGUGCACCUGCGACCGCGAGGGCAACAUGAAGCUGUGCAACGCUGAGGCGCUCACUGCGAGGGCGGGACUCAGCACCGGAGCCCUGGUGGCCAUCUUACUCUGUGUCAUCAUUCUGCUCAUGAUCGUGGUGCUGUUUGCUGCCCUGAGGAGACAGAGGAAGAAGGAGCCUCUGAUCAUCUCCAAAGAGGAUGUCAGAGACAACGUUGUCAGCUACAAUGAUGAAGGGGGCGGAGAGGAGGACACUCAGGCCUUUGAUAUCGGCACACUGCGCAACCCAGAGGCCAUCGAGGAGAGCAAGCAGCGGAGGGACAUUGUCCCCGAGACCUUCUUCCCUCCGGUCCGACGGCCUGUGCUGCCCCCGACCCGGGACAAUAACGGGGACGUGAGAGACUUCAUCAACCAGAGGCUCCAGGACAAUGACAGCGACCCGACGGCGCCGCCUUACGACUCCUUGGCCACCUACGCGUACGAGGGAAACGGCUCCGUAGCGGAGUCCCUCAGCUCACUCGAGUCGGUGACCACCGAGGGCGACCAGGACUACAACUACCUGAGCGAGUGGGGACCCCGGUUUAAGAAACUGGCGGACAUGUACGGGGGCGAUGACAGCGACAGGGAUUCCUAACGAGAGCCUGGCACACAGAUGAGGAGAGAAACGUGACGUGAAACACAUGUUAGAAACUUCUGGUGCAUGUGUGGCGAGGAAAAUGGCGCAAGGACCGAGAAACGAACACUGUUUGUCCAAGUGCUCUUUCACCGCCAUCGAUCACCAUUCAGUUGUCCCUCGGGUGACCAGACGUAGGCUUUGUGUGUCCAGUCAGUGUUAGUUGCGUUUUUGCGAGGGCACAGUGAAAAGAGACUUUGUGUCGAGACUUUUUUUUUUGUGUGUGUAUACUGGGUGUACAUGAGGCCCAAAUAUAUCUAUACUGAUAUUUUUUUGUUUUGUUUGUUUUUCCAAAGCUGCCUGUGAUGGACACGUUCAACAAGCAGUUUUGUAAACCAACAGAUAUGCCUAUGUAUUUUUCAGUGUUUCUGGGACAAAAACAUGCUGCAUAUUGUGAGUUCUAUCUUAGCUUGUGUACGUACGGUAAUAUGAUACAAUACGCUGUACAGUUGUUUUGUUUUUCUAAUGAUUUCCAUUGUCCAGAUGACCCCCCCCCCUUUCACUGAUGGCUGCCUGGCAUUAGCCACUUAUCUACAGCUGUGCUUCAGCCACAAGAAGAUUUUGACAUCGUCAUUCCUAACGUGAACUCUCGCUACAGACCGGAGGGGAGAGGCGUACAACAUCAAAAUUUGUGUUAGUUGUGGCACAUGACUGUUGACGAGUGGAUAAUGUUCUUUUAAGCUUACCCGAAGGUGUGGUAAAAGGACUGUGGGAUUUAGGGCCACAACAAAACACCCUCAAACACACCAGUUUGUCGUUUUUGCAGUAUCUGAUUUUCAUCUCCACACAGCUUUUUGCAUUUGCUGUGCGGUGAGCCGAAAUACCAAAUAUUUCCUUACUGAGCUGAAUGUCGUCAGAACCAUUUCCUCUUGUGCAGCCAACUCUCUGCUUGAAAAAUGAAGUACAUACAAUAGUGUUAUUUUUUUAUGCUACGCUGAUAGGAAUUCACCAAUCUAAUAUGUGCCAGGCUCAGUUAAGAGGAAAAUACUGGUCUUGUUGGGCUUUUUUUGCUCAUCUCCACUCAGAAACUCACUUUAGUAACUCGCAGUGCUGAGAGGACACCACCAAGCUUGAAACUACAGCAUCAAAUUAGAUUAGAUGAAACAUCUUGUGGACAGUUACUGUUAAAAUUCAUCAUGCGAUUUGAUUGUCUUCCCCUUAAAUGGUUUGUUUUACCACUUCAGGCGAUGACAAAAAAAAACAGGAUUUGAGCGUCUGAAUUAAUGCACCAAGUGAGAAAAAUGAUGAUCUUGUUUUGGAUUCAUAAAAAAUUCUAUGUGUGUUUAAACUUGGAUUCUGUCCAUGUGUAAGGCUUUUAUACUUCAUGUGACAAAGAAUCAAAGUCCACGAUAUGAAUCAGAAGAGUUGCCUUAUAAAAAUCUUCUCAUAAUGAAAAUAAAUUCAUCUCAAUGACCAUUUAAAUGUACCACGACUGACAGCAUUAAAAAAAAAAAAAACUUACUAAAAAUAAAAGUGUUUCUCUUGCUUUUAAGAUAAAAUCUACACUUGUUUGAUCAAGAUUUUCUGUCCUGAAAGGGGCUCCAUCCUCCACAGUCGAAUGUAUGAUAAUGUAACAUAGCACUCCAGGAAUAGAAAUGUGCCAAAAAGCAAAGAACACCAGUAUUUUCCUUUAAAAUCCUCCUAUGACUGUACUCUGGUCCCUGCCCUUCAUUACAUGUACUGUAUGUAGUGUUGAAUAUGAAGCCAGUCCAAGUGUUCGGGCUUUACUCAACUGAUUUCCUGUGGGACGAACAGACUUUUCCAUAAAGAUGCUUAUCGAGGGGCGUCUGACCUUUGAGUUGCGUGGAAUAGGGUUCUUAAACCCAGAGGUGUGUCCUUGGCUCAGAGAGAAGGUCAAAGCAUUAAUCCUGCAGCGAGAACACACAACACGGUUUAGUUAUAACUGUGAUUUAGAAAGAAAAAAACAAAACAAAAAAAAAAAAAAAAAAACAAGGAAAAAAGAAAAAAAAAAACUGAAAACGAUCCUUUAAUGGCAAUUUUGUCAAAUUACUGUAAAGACAACCUAACUAUGAAUAAACAGCUUUGAAAUAAAGAAGGCUGGUUGAACUGGGAAGGCAGAAUAAUAUCAAGAAAAAACAGGCCAGCUAAAACAAGCUGUGCCCUCACUUCAGCAAAAGGCCAACGCGUGAAGUGGCUGACAUUUAUCAGACAUUUGAAACAGUAAUAACAAAACACAAUGGCAUAAUUGCCAAAGUGCUACUUUUUUUUUUUUUCCUUUUUGUCCUCUGAAUCAGGCUUGACAUCACCGACGGUGCAGUACAUUAAACCAAAUGGUUGAUAACACAGAAAAUUCUUUAUGCUGGGUUAUUGUAUACACAUGCCCUCUUGUUUAGUUUAUUAGCUUGUUGCUGGAGCUCCCAUUGUUUAAGUGGCCAUUUCAGACUGUGGCAACGUUGCUAUGAUAAGCAUUUAAUGGGUUUAAAAACCCUUCACUCGAAGAAAACGGCUUUUCUGCCUCAAGGUACAUUGUGAGGUCUCAAAUGGAAAUCAACAUGACAGCAGCACUCAUCAAAAGCAUUCUUACUUCAGUCUUCACUAUUUUCCGUCUUCAUACAAGAUGUCAGCGUAUUGCCAUUACGAGGGCGUGCUCGUGUUUUCCUAUGGAGAGUAUAAUUGCCUCCAAGCAUUUGCGCCAUGCUCAGCUAAGAUGACAGAAAAAUGUUGCACAUCGUAACGUACCGCACCUCCGCGUCUCUUGGUUUGUUUGGUUUUUUUUUUGUUUGUUUUUUUUUAAAGUUGAGAGCAACUAGAUGGUGACGCUGAUGUCUUCUUUCUCCAGAUACAAUAGAUCUGUGGUUGUUGAUGUGUAGACACGGUCGGCCCCGGGGCUCACCUCUACUACGGUAUAUUAUGUUGGUGACAAUGUGAUUGAGCAGUCGAGUUUUGUCAAUGUAGAAACAAUUUGAGAGGUUGUGGUAGUGUAAGGGGCCCUACAUCAUCGGCCAUUCAUCAAUCUGCUUUGUAAAACGUGAUAUUUUGUACUGAAUAUUUAUAUGACACAAUUAAAUAUCUUUAAAAUCA